Messenger RNA from Leguminivora glycinivorella, 1436 nucleotides. Its product is annotated as PHD finger protein ALFIN-LIKE 3-like. NCBI's taxonomy places the organism in Eukaryota, Metazoa, Arthropoda, Insecta, Lepidoptera, Tortricidae. The record is from RefSeq and is a predicted model, not a curated record. Bases 182 to 850 code for a protein of 222 amino acids. The transcript has 2 exons.
GGGAACGCGGGGUUGAACGUGCCGCGGGUAGGUUGUGCCGAUGGCAAUAUCUCCGAGAGUAAAAGAGAUAGAUACAUUUUGUUGCUUCGUCCUGAAAUGUUUUACCGCCACGCACAGUCGGCGGCCAUCUUAGUUGCGUCAGAGCCGCGCUCUGAGUAGCUCGCUGCCACGUGCUGUUUCGAUGUCACAUGCAGACUUUGCUCCGUCUUUUGUCACCGAUCGCCCAGAACCAUCCAUAGAUGUAGUAGCUGCACCUGGCCCAUCAGGACUGCAACAAAGUGCUAACAAAACUGUUCUAGACACCGCCCCGGAUGCCUUUCAAGAAAGCUCCAAUCAAGAUGCUCAAACUUCUGGCACUGAAUUUACAGCUCGCAAUGACGAUCCUCAGCCAGGUACGUCUAAAGAUCCCCCCUUCACACCAGAAAUCAUCAGACCGUUACCCAAAGCUCCACCUCGGACCAUGGCAAGAAACAAACGGAGAGUCAGGAAAAGCGCCAUUCUUACCGAUACCCCAGAAAAGAAUGCAAUAGCCGAAGAACAGGCCAACAAGAAACAAAGGAUUGAAAAGGUUACAACAAGCAAGAAAGGGAAAGGAAAACAAACUAAAGCAAAAACAAAAGCCGGAAAAAAUACUGCAAAAAGAAGAGUUCUGCAAGAGGAAAAUGAAGAAGACGACGACGAGUGCUAUUGCCUUAUUUGUUGUGACUCUUAUUCGAACUCCCAACCAGGAGAACAAUGGAUUCAAUGCAGUAUAUGUAAGAAGUGGUCACACUCAAAGUGCGUGCAUGACGAAAAUUGUGUAACUUAUACUUGCCCAAAUUGCUUUUCAGACUACUCUGACUCUGACUGAUUAAUGGUAAAAAAAUUGUUUAUUUGUUGAUUUUCACUUAAAACUGAAUUGUUUGUGAUAAAUAUUUAUCUAAAAACAAGAAAAAUGCUUGUUUUGUUAAAGUAGAUAUAAAAGUAGAUACAUAGUAUUAAGUUUUAUGUUUUAUUAUUGAGUCAAAUAGAUAUGUAACUGAUUGAUCUCAUUAUAAAGUACAAAAGUCAAGCAUAAGAUGCUAAUUUAAGCCUUUAAGCUAUAAGACUGUUACCAUGUUGAUGAUUAAAUUGUAUUUCCGAGUUAUUGUUUUGUUUUGUUCCUUUGCACACGGAUUUAUCGGUUUUUACAUACUUUAAGGAGAAGCGGCACAACUUGCCCGACUACCGGCACAAGUCGCCCCACGAUGGGGUAAAUUGUGCUCCUCUGACUUUUCGUAUAAAAUUGGCCAUAAAAUAAUUUGUAUGAAAUUUACCUAAAAAUAGCAUAUGGGUACAAAAACUACAUAAAAUUUUACAUGAUCUACGUUACAUAGUAUAAGUAUAUCUUUCAGUUUAAUACGAAAUAUGUCUCGUUUCCUUAAAAUCGGCACGUUGAACCCCGCUCUCCCCUAGGU